GCUGCGGGGGGAGGGGACUGGGUGCAACAUCCAGUCACUGCUUUCUCUUCUCCUGUUGAACAACUGGUUGGUCCUUCCGGAAAUGGGUGUCCAUUCCUCCAAGGUAGCACCCCAAGGGGGGUUCGAGCAAGGGGAGGCUUCAGGGGCUCAGAGGCCAGAGCAGGAGGACUGGCCCCAGCCAGAGUCUGAGAGCAGAGCAGAUCCUGAGGCGGCAACUGGGCCCCAGCAGCUCCCCGCCUCCGCGGGGCAGCCAGAGCAGGUCCUGGAGUCCAGUGAGGGGCAGGAGCCCGACGAGAGCCAGGCUUCGGGGCCUUCCUCAGACCCACCCUGUCAGCCUUCUGAGAGAGGUGAUUCACCGGUCCCAGAAGCCCAGGGGCAGCAGCCAUCCCCUGGGAGGUCCCGCUGCCAGACCAACUGCCUGGAGCAGCCCCUCGCCAGGGGAUUCCAGAAGAUGGGGCUGGCUGUGGGCUCGCACCCCUGGCUCUUCCUGCUGGCGCCCCUGGUGCUGACGGCUGUCCUGGGCACCGGUUUGAUGUACCUGCCCAGGGAGACGGAAGAGAACCUGGAGGAGCACUACACCCCUUUGGGCAGCCCAGCCAAGGCCGAGCGGCGCUUUGUGCAGGCACAUUUCUCCACCAACGAGCCACACCUCUUCUCCCCGUUGCGGUCCAGCAUGGAGGUCAACUUUGCCUCCAUCCUGGUGGUCUCCAACACUACCAAUCUGCUGGAUCAAGUCAUCUUCUCAGAAAUUAGUCAACUGGACAAGGCAGUGCAGAUGAUGACCGUGCCCCUGGGAGAUGGAACCCAGGUCCUCUACCCUCAGGUGUGUGCCAGGUACCAGAGCACCUGCAUGCCCUCCAACCCACUCCUGUUCACCUGGCAGAAGAAUAACAACAUGGACCUGAAAAGCAUCACCUUCGCUAUUUACAACACUUCCGCUGCUCCCCUCUACUUGGCCGGCCUCUUGGGAGGAACCAUGCUAGGUCCCGGCUCGGGGAUUAGCCGUUUACUCCUGCAAGCCAAGGCCAUGCGGUUGCAGUACUACCUGAAGACCGCGGACUCUGUGGACAGCGCGCACAGCCAGAAGUGGCUGCUCGGGUUCCUGGACCAAAUUCAUGCCAUUGAAAAGCGCCUGACCUUGAAGAACAUCCAGGUGGUCUACUUCACAUCACUCUCUAGGAAACUGGAAUUUGAGGCGACUGCUAGGUCAGUGGUCCCUUUGUUUUACACGGCAUACCUUCUGAUCAUGUUAUUUGCAAUCGUAUCAUGCUACAGGUUUAGCUGUAUACGAAACAAAAUGUUUAUUGCAGUCGUUGGAGUGAUUUCUGUUGCCUUGGCAGUGGUGUUGGCGUUGAUGACAUGUUUAUCAUGAUUUCUGCCUGGCAGAAGACCAACAUCAUGGACAGCGUAC
Molecule: messenger RNA, 1411 nt
Organism: Talpa occidentalis (Iberian mole)
Lineage: Eukaryota; Metazoa; Chordata; Mammalia; Eulipotyphla; Talpidae
Product: patched domain-containing protein 3-like
Exons: 4
Coding region: 83-1372 (429 amino acids)
Cellular component (GO): membrane
Source: RefSeq, a predicted model, not a curated record